Bacidia gigantensis is the source of this 987-nucleotide messenger RNA. RefSeq lists its product as uncharacterized. Bases 1 to 987 code for a protein of 328 amino acids. Gene Ontology annotation, biological process: mitotic cell cycle; kinetochore assembly; mitotic sister chromatid segregation. Gene Ontology annotation, cellular component: chromosome, centromeric region; nucleus. The record is from RefSeq and is a predicted model, not a curated record. The transcript has 3 exons. NCBI's taxonomy places the organism in Eukaryota, Fungi, Ascomycota, Lecanoromycetes, Lecanorales, Ramalinaceae.
AUGACUGACACAACUCGACAAGCCGAUGCGCUCUUAACAGACCAUUUCACAUACACCCCCCUUUCCCUCAUCGACGACAUAAUCAACGCCGUGAACACCAUCGUCUACCAAGCCCUCGACGCCCUCGAAGACGGCCUCCUCAAAGUGCCCCCCGCCCAACUCGGCUUCAAACCCACACCCACGUCCCAAACCCCCUCUGCCGCCGACGCAGCAAAAGACGAGAUCGAAAAUGGAGUGCACCAAUUGGAAACACUGCUCGAAAGCACCGUGGACAAGGACUUCGAUAAAUUCGAGCUGUUUACGUUGAGGAACAGCUUGAGCGUGCCGGAGGAUUUGGGGGGGUAUAUGAGGUUGAGACAUUAUGAGGACCUUCCCCUUCCCCUCCCCACCAACACACUCACGCCUGAAUCCAUCACCUCCCUGCACCGCCAGGUCCAAGAGACGAAGAAAUUGAAUCUUGCGCUGAAAGCGAAGCAUGCGCGCAAUGGGGCUAUGAUCGCCCAAUUACAAUCCCUCCUUUCUCCUCCACCACCUCCUCCCUCUGCAUCCCAAACUCUCGCUGGAGACAGCAAGGCGCCUGCGCACUCCCUCGCUUUUAUUACUCAAGGGUCUCAAAACCCCAGCGGACGGGAAGGAGGGAUGACGACACAAGCGCAAUUCGCCACCUCGCAACUUCCCGCCCUUCGCGAGCUUGUCGCUAAAUUGAGGCCGGAAAUUGAGAAGCUUAGUAGACUUGGUGAGGAUGGGGAGGAUGGGAAGAAAGAGGAACGGAGACGAUAUAUUGAGAGUGGAGUUAGGCGGGUUGUGGGGAAGAGUGGUGUCGGCGGUGGGGGUGGGGUUGGGGAGGGGGAUUUAGGAGGAAGGGGUAUGGUUGGAGAAAGGAGGGGACGGGAGGAGGUGGAGGGGUUGGAGGGGUUGGUUAGAGGUGUUAGAGGGGAAGGGGGUGGGAGUGCUGGGGAGAGGGAGGAUGAUAGGAUGGAGAUUUAG